AAUAUUGUAUAUUCUUAAAUGGCAAAGUUGCUAAAAGCGCAGUUUCAGGCUGCGCGUAUGUCGAAAAAUAGACAUAUACCAGAUCGCACUUAUUUCCUCCAUUUUUCAAAGUAUAACUCUAUACCGAAACCACUACAAGAACGUCGUCAACCAAGGCGUGUUAACCUUGCAGAAUGUCUAAAUAUUCAAACUGGAGAUCUAGUAGAGGUAUUACACGGCCAGGAUGAAAGGAAGCAAGGGGUGGUCCUCAAAGUAUUCCAUCGAAAAAAUCAAGUUAUUGUGGAGAAUUGCAAUAUGAGGAAAACAUACUGGAAUCCGAAAUGGGACAAAGAAAAUCAGCCCACAUUACUUACACAAGAAAUGCCAAUCCAUAUCUCCAAUGUAGCUUUAGUUGACCCGGUUGUAAAGAAACCAACCAUCGUCAAAAGAAGGUACAUGAUGAACGGAGAAUGCGUACGAAUAUGUAAAUUAUCAGGCUGCGCGUUACCAAAACCGGUGGAAGUGGUUAAGGGAUUGUAUAAACCUCCUCCUAAAAGAACAGUACCAAUUAAGGACGAUUACGCACAUAAAGAUUAUGAUAAUUUCAAUAUGCUAGUCAACAUCGCACGAAAAAUUAAGGAUAAGACCAUCGAAUCUUUGAUAGCGGAUCGUGAAUAUAAUACGAAAAAUACUUAAUUA
Molecule: messenger RNA, 678 nt
Organism: Babesia bovis T2Bo
Lineage: Eukaryota; Apicomplexa; Aconoidasida; Piroplasmida; Babesiidae
Product: putative ribosomal protein L24
Exons: 5
Coding region: 19-675 (218 amino acids)
Biological process (GO): translation
Cellular component (GO): mitochondrion; ribosome
Molecular function (GO): RNA binding; structural constituent of ribosome
Source: RefSeq, a predicted model, not a curated record